This is a messenger RNA of Cladocopium goreaui, 4362 nucleotides long. The record is from the annotation of a GenBank genome assembly. Lineage: Eukaryota; Dinophyceae; Suessiales; Symbiodiniaceae.
AUGGGUACCUGCGCCUGCGCGGGCUUCGAAGAUUCCUUCGAGCAGUUCUUAGAAUGCUGCAGCGCCUCCAAGGGCGUAGAUGCUGAUGCUGAAGCCGUAGAUCAAAAUGGCCAGAUCAGCUUCUACUUGAAGGGUCGACCCGAAGCGCUUCAGCGUCCCUUGUGGUUGAUGGCGGCGUCCAUGAACGCAGGCGACGAACCGAUCCACCUGGAAGGCGACGACUGGAUCCCGCGCCAGGGCCGUAGACGCGCCGGGGACGGCGGCGAUGGCAGCAGCUGCUACGAUCUCAUCGUGGUGGCGGUGCAGGAAGCGAUCCUAGGUGGCCCCGUGCGCUUGCCGCGUGUGAACAGCAACGGAGGCGAGUUGCCACCCAGACAUUGUAACGAGCUGUUGGCGGCGUUCCUGGAACACCUGGGGCAGGACUACCGUGUGGUGACGCUGCUGUCGCGUGGCGCCAUGGUUCUCUUGGUCUUCGCCUGGCGUUUCGGGCCGCCGCUGCAUGACAUCGAGACGGCGGCGGAGAACACGGGGCUGGCGCACGUCUUUCCCAACAAGGGUGGACUAUUGGCCAAGCUCGAGGUGGGUGGCACCUCCCUGUGCUUCGUGGCCGCCCACCUGGCAGCGCACAGCGACCACGUGCAGCGCCGCAACGCGGACGUGACGGAGAUCCUCAGCGGGACAAAGGUGUCCGGAAUGGAGUUGGACGCGCCCUCGUACUGCCAUCAUAGUUUCUUUUUUGGCGACUUGAAUUAUCGCCUGGAGCUUCGCCCAGAGAUGCGAACAUCGCCCCGUGAAGCCCGCGAAACGGAUGAACUGUUGGAGGACGACGCAGACGUGGACCUCAUUCUGCAGUUGAUCGACGCCGGGGACUUCCAAAGCUUGUUGCAAUACGACCAGCUCCACGUCGAAAUGGCGGCGGGUCGAGUGCUGCACGGAUUCAGCAGUGCACUUCCAACCUGGCCUCCUACGUAUCGCGUCUUGAAAGGCGAACGUGGCUUCCACUUCGACACAAAGCGUGUGCCGUCCUACUGCGACCGCGUGCUGCGUCGCAGCUUGCCCGGGUGCCAGCAGCAGCUCCAGCUGCGCAGCUUCCAUGCCGCGCCGGAGGUCUGCACUUCGGAUCACAAACCCAUCUCCAGUACCUGGACUUUCAUGGCUGCACCGGUCUUCCAGAUCCCCACCAGCCCUGCGACCAAGGGCGCGUGGCUGCGCCUGAGCAGCAUCUGCUGCCGCGGCGUUUGUGAAGAGGGGCCCAUCCAGCUGCGCUGUCGAUCCACGCCGAAAGUCAUGGAGGAGGUGGUAGUGGAAAACACCUCCAACGCUGGCGGCAACAUCACUUGGGGAGGAAUCACGUUGGAUCUCAAGGUCUCCAAAGCUAACCUGGACGCGGUUCAUCUCCUCCUGGAGCUUUGGUCCUCCGCCUUCUUGGGCGUGGCGGCGCUGCACUGCGCCGUGCCGCUCCAAAGCAGCGCCGCGAACCGCUUCGAGGCGCCGGUGAUCUGCUACGGCGAAUUGCGGGGUCAUCUGAGUGGUUUCCUGACCGAUGUAUCACCUAGUCGUCCCAUUCCUGUUAGCUCUGUAGGGGCCAAUGGCGCGAGAAAAGUUGGGGGCGAUGAGAUAGGGAUCACUUUUGCCAUGACGGGGUCAGAGGAGUUGGUGGCGCAGAUUAAAGCUGCGUUAUCCAAAAGCUUUGGAAUCCCACAGAGUGAUAUCUUCGUUUCCGUGGCCACACAGAUCCCAGGGCAGCGGCGGUUGCAGGCCGACGACAGCGACCAGACAGACUUCCGCAUCGCCCUGUCCCUUUCACCCGGGGAGGCCUCCCGGGUGUUGGCGGAGAUGGCUGGAGGUGUCAGUGUGUUCGAUUUGAAGAUGGAAAUUACAGAUGUGGCAGUUGAAACUCGUGCAGCAUCUGUUCGCACGGUGAGGAGCGAUGUGACUUCGACCGCUGCAACGGCGAGAGUGCUGGCAGAGGAUUCAGAUGGAUCGCCAUCCACGAACUCGAGCCUUGCAUGGUGUAGGCGCAGCUAUCGCCAAGUGACAGACUUGAACAUCACAGUUCCCACGGAAACAGCGCUGGAAGAUUUUACUCAUUUCGUCAUCUACACAGCAUCAACCUUGGUGGAACAAUCCACUCCCGUGGAGCACCUGAUCUUCGAUGCCACCGCCACGGUGGGUGGCAUCGGCUUCAUUGAUGAUGACUUGGAUCCUUUCGAGUUCGGCGGCAAUGUCACGUGGCAGGAACCGCUGGAUGCCAGCCGCGUGCAGGACUACCUCCUUUACUUUGCAGAAGAUGCUGCCGGCGCCAACCGAAGCAGCGUGGGAAGCAUUGUCCCAGUAGGCACGAACCGCAUCCUGCUAGCAGCAGAUAUUCAGCAGCAAGCGCACGAUCACUUGGUGAUCUACACCCGUUCCUUCCUGGUGGAGCAGACCACUCCGGCUUUCUUCGCCCUGUCGGACACGCACUCCAUCGCUUCAGACAUCGUCUUCGAGGACCUGGACCUGGACUACACAGAUUUGGGCGGCAACAUCUCCUGGCUCUUCCCGGUGGAAGCGCAACAGGUCACGGAAUACUACAUCUACCUGGGCGACAGUCCUGAGCCAGCGAAGAUCUUGGGAGAGAAUGGCAAUUUCCCUUGGACAGGUCGCUCACAGUUGGGCGUAGUGCCGUACUACAAUUCCGAUCUCUUCGUGCCCUCCGAGACGCCACGCAACGGCUAUGGCUACGUCUUGGUCUAUGCAUCCUCAGCUCUCGCAGAGCAGACAACUCCAGCAGUUCAUGUGAUCCACGACGCCAAUGCGAGCGUAUCCAACGUCGACUUUGUGGGAAAGGAUCUGGAUUUGGAGGACCUGGGAGGGUACGUGUCCUGGAUCGAGCCGACAGCCGAUUUGGAUCGAGUCAUGGCCUAUUCCGUCUAUUUAUCACUGGAUGCUGUGGGCACCGGGCGAUCAAAGAUUGAACAGGAUGUACUGGUGGGCUCAACUCAGUUGCUGGUGCCUGCGGAAACACCACGGCAGACUUUCACGUACUUUGUGGUCUACACCAGGUCUACUUUGGUGGAGCAGAGUACUCCAGUGAGCCACGUCUUGUUCGACACCAGCGCGCUUCCACGAAACCUGGAUUUCCUGGACAUAGAUGUGGAUCGAAACGAAAUGGGUGGAAAUCUCACCUGGGAGGCACCCAGUGAUCCAACCCACGUCGUUGAGUACGUGAUCUACUUGGGUGAGAAUGCUUAUGGCAAGGACCGAUCGCUGCUGGGAAACGUUUCGGAGUCCACCUUUGAGUUUUUUGUUCCACUGGACACCUUGAUUGACAACUUUACCCACCUGCUAGUGUAUUCCAAGUCAGACCUGGCGGAGAUGACGACGCCUGCUGCGCUGCUGAUUAAGGAUUCAGUGGCAGAGGUGGACAACAUCACUCUCUUCGAUCGGGACUUGGACAAAGAUGAAGUCGGCGGAGAAAUCACCUGGGAUCCGCCUACGGAAGAGAGAAUCGUGGACAAGUACCGGGUCUUCUUCCAGGUGGACCCCGCGGGGAGCGAGAAAUCCCAGGUGGACACGGAUCAGCCACCAGGAUCUCUCACUGUGUCGUUCCCUGAAGACACCAACAUCACGGGCAUGGAGUACAUUGGUAUCUUCAUCACCGCCUUUGGUAUCGAGCAGCAAACACCCUCCGUAGCGCCCAUUGUGGAAACGAUCUCCUCGGUGGGCUUCGUGGCCUUCACGGACAAAGACCUGGACAAUCUGCAGAUCGGAGGGACCAUCUACUGGGGACCUCCACCGGAGAUCACCUACAACCAGGACUAUGUGGUCUACUAUGCCCAGAGUGCCACCGGCGAUGCCCGUUUGGUCGCAGGUGUGGUCCCCUUGGGGACCAACUCCUUGACGAUUCCGCUGGACACCUACCACAAUCAGUUCACUCACUUCGUGGUCUACACGAGAUCAGUGGCCUAUGAGCAGACCACACCUGUAGGUGUCGAGAUCUACGACCACGACGGAUUGGUGACCAACUUGUAUUUCAGCGGCUUGGACGAGUCAACUGCGAUCAAGCGAUCCCAGUCAGGUGACACGGACUUGGAUUUGAACAUGAUUGGAGGGGUUCUGCAAUGGACCUUACCAUCCGACACCUCCGGGGUUUUGCAGUACAACGUGUACCUCACGUUCACAUCGAAUCCUUGGGAUCCCUACUUCCGUCGCGAUGCCCUGGAGCUUGCCUUGUCCCCCACGCUGACGCAAGCGACGGUGCCGGUGGGCACGUCCAAGCUAAGUGGCGACGGCAUCGAGGAAGUAACCUGUAGCUUCACCGCGGCCGACACGGUGCGAUAUUUCCAGUGGCAGCGGGGGGGCAAGGAGUUGAGAUUUUGA